Messenger RNA from Anolis sagrei ordinatus, 595 nucleotides. Lineage: Eukaryota; Metazoa; Chordata; Lepidosauria; Squamata; Anolidae. The record is from RefSeq and is a predicted model, not a curated record.
ACUAGGGCGGAGAUGGAGCGCAAAUUAUAAAGGCAGCAGACAGGAUCUGAAUUGCCACCAGUGAAGAGUGAGACCGAGAGGCUACCUGGCUUUCUUCCCCACUAGAUAAAACCAACAUUGACUUAGGAAUUGAAUACAGAAAGACUAACAUAUCUGACAUUUCUUUGCCAGAGCUGCAUUAUACUUGAAGGAUGUCUUCCAUCUUGAAAGUGUUUGGGAGAGACGAUAAGGAGAAGGAGAAGGAGAAGGAAAAGGAAAAGGAAAAAGACAAGAAAGAUGGAGACAAAAAAGACAAGAAAAAGAAGAAGGAGAAAAAGCAUGAUGGACAAGAUGAUAGCAGCAGCAGCUCCGACAGUGAUUCUGAAAAGGGUCAUAGUGGUGUAAAAAAGGAAAAGAAAAAGAAGGAAAAGAAAGAAAAGAAUUAACUUUCAAGGCAACUUAAAACUAGCAGAGGGAAAUACAUUGGCCAAACUGGCUAAGAUCUUCAGGGCAUUUGGAGAGAAGAACCAACUACCUGAAUUUAGUUUAUCCAAAACUAUGUGUAUUAAAUUUGUUUAUAUUAAAACUUGGUCUGUUUCUUCUCACCCCUGCCAAA